Gregarina niphandrodes is the source of this 3618-nucleotide messenger RNA. RefSeq names its product helicase. Gene Ontology annotation, molecular function: ATP hydrolysis activity; RNA binding. The transcript is spliced from 2 exons. The record is from RefSeq and is a predicted model, not a curated record. Gene Ontology annotation, cellular component: intracellular anatomical structure; spliceosomal complex. Gene Ontology annotation, biological process: mRNA splicing, via spliceosome. Bases 1 to 3618 code for a protein of 1205 amino acids. NCBI's taxonomy places the organism in Eukaryota, Apicomplexa, Conoidasida, Eugregarinorida, Gregarinidae.
AUGCGCCAAGAAUGGCGGCGGGACAGGACCGCUCCAGGUGGCGACCAUUAUCGGGAGGAGACCUUGGACCGUCGAGGUAGUCGUGGCGAAAGCGCGGAAUAUAUAAGAAGACCGCGAAUCAAUGAGCAACACGUCGGGCGAUAUGAUGGGGUAGAAGGUUGGAGACCAGACCGACGAAGACCGUAUCGAGCACCCUCCAGCGUACCAUAUAGAACAGAGAACCGUGAUGACACAGGUGAUGACAGAGGCGGCCGUGGCGAUCGUGCAGACGUUGAGCGGUCGUGGGAAGCCACGUCGAGCGACGAGUAUAAAUUGCGGGGGGGUCCAGCACGAAGAGAACGGAAGGACCCGGAAGAUAUUGACCUCCAAGGCCCCGUUUCACGAGGCGUCGCUUCCCAUGUCCCCGUUUCCCGAAGUGCCUUCAGAAGCUUUCCGACCGGCGAGAGUGACAGCCGUUCGCAAGUCAGUAGCAGCACGUGGCGCACGGUGGCCAGUAGUAAGCGCCAGCGUGAGCAGAUGGAGGAGGGGCAUAUCGUGCCGCGAUUACAAGAGGCGGUUUUGCGCGGGUUGGUGUUCGUGGAGGGCAACGUGGUAAGCUCGUCACGUAAAUCCGUUGCACGCAAAUCCGCAAACGAAGACACGGACCUGGGUUCGAAUACCGGCGGUGGUAACGAACCGAGCGGCAGUCGUAGCGAACCGAGCGGCGGUCGUAGCGAACCCAGCGGCGGCCUCAGCAAGCCCAGUGGCGGUGAUAGCGAACCAUCGACUGAAGUGUUUUUGAGUGAACUGGCGCGCGAGAUCGAAGAGAAAACAUAUCGGGACGCAGAGAGGGCAUGGUACAACGAGCCGGAGCAGAGUGUUUACGGGGGUGGUACGAGUGCGCGCCAGAGGCAGCGGAUGGCGGGUUAUCGACGUCACCAUUUGAAACAGCAGGUCCAACAGGAUACGUCAUGGGAAUUGAACCGGCUGGCUAGCGUAGGUUUAGUGGUCGAGGCGGGACAGACCAACUUGGUUGAUGACUACCAAAUGGUCAGGAAUAUCAUUCAUGUUAAACACAUCGACCCACCUUUCCUAUCCGGUCUCUCUGGCACCGUGGGAUUACUACAACACAAGGAUAUCAGUACUACAGUUGACCCAAAUAGUGACAUGGCGAAAGUGGCCAAACAUGGCUCGCCUUGCCUCAAGAAAAUGAAGGAAGAAGCAGAACAGUCCAGAGCCCAAGAUAAGUUCUGGCAACUUGCCGGCACUGCCAUGGGCAAGGUUAUUGGUGUCAAAGACACCGUUGCUGAAGACGACCUCAAAGCCAUUGAGGAAAUAGAAAAAUCGGAACCUAUCUCCAACUUGGGUCGCAGUUUGUUGGCGUCGUCCACCCGUCAAAGUCGAGCAGACAUGGAGGCAGCCCGGUCGCGACUGCCCGUGACGUCUUGCAAGGAGGCGAUGUUGUCUGUGAUACGCGAAAAUCAGGUAUCCAUAAUUGUUGGUGAGACGGGUUCGGGUAAGACGACUCAGUUGACGCAAUUGUUGCUGGAGGCAGGGUUCGGUGGUCGGUUGUUGGCUGAGGAUCAGGUGGUUCCGCGAGUGCAUACAAGCGGUGGAGACGCGAGUGACGUGAGUGACGCCAGUGACGCGAGUGACGCGAGUGACAACGGAAAGGAUCCCGGAUCGAAUCCCGGAUCGAAUCCCGGAUCGAAUCCCGGAUCGAAUCCUGGAUCGAAUCCCGGAAAGGAUCCCGGAUCGAAUCCUGGUGCCGGACGUGGUUCUAAUCUUGGUCCCGGAUUGGGAUUAAAUCCAGGUCCGGGAGGAUGGGGUUCAAGUUUCGGGUCGAGUAUGAGGAGUAUAAGAUCGGGCAAGUACCGAUACUCAAUGAUUGGUUGCACGCAACCGCGUCGUGUGGCGGCUGUGUCGGUGGCGAAGCGUGUGGCGGAUGAGCAAGGAUGUGUGUUGGGGAGAGAGGUUGGUUACUCUAUUCGUUUCGAGGAUUGUACAAGUGAGGUGACCCGGAUUAAGUACAUGACAGAUGCGUUCUUAUUGAGGGAAGUGUUAUCUGAUCCGGAGUUAGAGAAGUAUAGUGUUAUAAUCAUGGAUGAGGCUCAUGAACGAUCAUUAGCGAGUGAUGUGUUAUUCGGAUUAUUGAAAGAGUUAAUAUGUCGGAGAUCUGACUUUCGUGUGGUGAUAACAUCAGCGACGAUGAAUGCAGAUACUUUUAUUAAGUUCUUUGGACACGCACCAGUUUUCACUAUACCUGGACGCACGUUUCCUGUAAAGAUGGAAUACCUACGAUCGGUACCUCUUGACUACGUGGAACAAACAGUACAUCAGUGUCUUAAAAUACACACGCAAUAUUCCUUUGACCCAGAUGAUCCAAGUGAUGUACUGGUCUUCAUGACUGGUCAAGAUGAUAUAGAAUGUGUUUGCACACUACUUGCUGAACGCGCUGUGUCACUAAAAGAUCUGGAACCUCUGGCCAUUCUACCCAUUUAUAGCACACUACCAGCCGACUUGCAGGCCCGUGUGUUCCAACGGACACUUUAUCGUAAAGUCAUUGUGGCCACAAACAUUGCUGAAACCUCUCUUACAUUAGAUGGUGUACGCUUCGUCGUAGAUGCCGGAUAUUGCAAACUGAAAGUCUUCUCGCCCCAAAUUGGCAUGGACGCGCUACAACUAACCCCUAUCAGUCGCGCUAAUGCCAACCAGCGUGCUGGUCGUGCUGGCCGUACUGCACCGGGCAUCUGCUUCCGACUCUAUACUGAGAAUGCCUUUUAUACGGAGAUGUUUGCCGCACAAAUCCCCGAAAUCCAGCGCACCAAUCUCGCGCAUGUAGUCCUACUACUCAAGUCUCUCAACGUCAAACAAAUCGCCGACUUCCCUUUCGUUGACCCACCCUCCCUCGAAACGGUUCAACAGGCACAGGUACAACUCUGGCUUCUUGGCGCGCUCAACGAUCAGGGAGAACUUACAAGUCUUGGUCGCAAGAUGGCCCACCUUCCUGUUGACCCGUCACUUGCACGUAUGCUCCUGACCGCAGAUCGUCUUGGUUGUGUACAGGAAGUGGUUAACAUAGUUGCUAUGCUCUCUGUACCCACCGUGUUUUUCCGACCAAAAGAUCGUCAAGAGGAAGCGGAUAGUGCCCAUGAAAAAUUCUGCGUACCAGAGUCAGAUCAUCUCACACUACUAAAUGUCUGGCAACAGUGGCAUAACCAUCGAUGUUCACCUGCAUGGACGGCGAAACAUUUCCUGCACCAAAAGGCAUUGCUUAAAGUGCGAAGUGUCCGCGAACAGAUUAUGGAUAUUUUGAUGAGCCAGAAAAUACCUCUGGAAAGCAAAACCCACGAUUCCGCCUAUAUCCGCCAGGCCAUCGCCUCCGGGUACCUACACCAUGCCGCCAAGGUCAAGGGUCUAGGCGAAUACGUCAAUUUACAGACCUCCUUCCCCUGUCACCUACACCCCAGCAGCAGUCUUAUCGCAAGUGGGAUCGUGCCUGAUUAUGUCGUCUACCACGAAGUCAUUUUCACCACACGCGAAUACAUGCAAACUGUCACGGCCAUCGAACCUGAAUGGCUAGCAGAACUUGCGCCCAACCUUUACUCCAUUCGUACCGCCGGACCUCUAGGACCAUAA